UUCGAUAUCCCUCUCUAUGCUUUAUGUUUCUGGUUUGUUAGUAAAUCAGUAAAUGCGAUGGUAAAAUGGAAGAUGUGGCAACGUCGGUGGCGCGAGGAACUCCCGGCCACGGUCUAGGCCAUUCUCAUUCUCGGCAGGAACACGUGGAUUUUUCAAUAUCUUUUCUUUUCUUUGCCGGCUGUUGUUUGAUAGGAGUCAUACGAUCGGGAUGUUUUGACCUAUAUAUAAAUUCUCGAAGGAAAUCGGCUGGUCAGUUAUCGAGUCGCUUUGUAUACGGUUCGGGUAAAUUAAUCGUAGGAAACGCGUCGUUUUUAAUUCAAUCGGUUUUUUCGGUAAUUUUUUUGAUUCGAAGAGCCGGCGUUUUCGUGCGCUUUUUUAUUUUAUAUAUUUUUUUUUGAUGCGUUCGACGAACUUCGUUUGAACAUUUUGUGCUUCGUUGGUUUUUGAUUUACCGGAUCCGAUACAAUGGCUCCAAACACGACAAUGGCAACGGGCGUGCUUCACGAAUGCGACGAUGAGAUUCAAGCUCAAAUAAUUCCCCCGGAAGUUUCGAAGCCGAGCAAUCGCAAGCUGGAAUUGGUCUGGAGAAAUAUCAUUCUCUUCGUUUAUCUUCACAUGGUAGCCCUUUAUGGUUUAUACAUUAUUUUGACAUCGGCCAAACUUCUGACGACGUUUUUCGCUAUAUUUUUGUACAUUUGCGGCGGGCUGGGAAUCACAGCAGGAGCGCACAGAUUGUGGGCCCACAGGGCUUACAAAGCAAAAUGGCCGCUCAAAGUGAUCCUCACAAUUUUCAACACCUUAGCAUUCGAGAAUUCGGUGAUUGAAUGGUCGAGGGAUCACCGAGUCCAUCACAAGUUCAGCGAAACCGACGCCGAUCCGCACAACGCCAAGCGCGGUUUCUUCUUCUCCCACGUCGGUUGGCUGUUGUGUCGCAAACACCCCGAGGUAAAAGUCAAGGGCAAGAGCAUCGACAUGGCGGAUUUGGAAGAAGAUCCCAUCCUGGCUUUCCAGCACAAAUACUACCUGGCUCUGAUGCCUUUCGCCUGCUUCAUCAUCCCGACCUUCAUUCCCAUGUACUAUUGGAACGAAACGUUCGUGAACUCCUUCAGUGCAAACAUAUUUAGGUAUGUUUUCACGUUGAACGCCACCUGGUUGGUCAAUUCGGCAGCGCACAUAUACGGACACAAACCUUAUGAUAGGUUCAUCAAUCCGGCCGAGAAUGUAUCGGUAUCGGUAUUCGCGUUGGGCGAGGGCUGGCACAACUACCAUCACACGUUCCCAUGGGACUACAAAGCGGCCGAAUUCGGCAAGUACAGCACCAAUUUCUCGUCGAUGUUCAUCGAUUUCUUCGCCAAGAUCGGCUGGGCGUACGAUCUGAAGACGGUGUCGCAGGACAUGAUCCAGAAGAGGGUGAAGAGGACCGGCGACGGAACGCACGAGAUCUGGGGCUGGGGCGACAAGGACCAGCCCAAGGAGGACUAUCAGGAAGCCGUUAUAAAAUACAAGGAGAUGCGAUAAUUUCGAUGGGGAGGUAAUUCUAAUAGGACGCGAGUUUGAUUAGUAGUCGUGACAACAAUGCUAUUU
Molecule: messenger RNA, 1584 nt
Organism: Phyllotreta striolata
Lineage: Eukaryota; Metazoa; Arthropoda; Insecta; Coleoptera; Chrysomelidae
Source: the annotation of a GenBank genome assembly